Molecule: messenger RNA, 3010 nt
Organism: Candoia aspera
Lineage: Eukaryota; Metazoa; Chordata; Lepidosauria; Squamata; Candoiidae
Gene: RMDN1
Product: regulator of microtubule dynamics 1
Exons: 10
Coding region: 128-1075 (315 amino acids)
Cellular component (GO): cytoplasm; mitochondrion; spindle microtubule
Molecular function (GO): microtubule binding
Source: RefSeq, a predicted model, not a curated record
GGCUCUUCCGGUGUGGAUCACCGAGUCGUGAAAUGCUGUGGAGUAACUGAAGUGUCAGUGCCUGUUUCCGGAAUAGGCGAGGAAAGGCUGAUUUGGGCGAAAUAUAUAUCAGGGAAACAUUUUUGUCAUGGCGCUGGGGAGGAUGGCGGCGCGACACUGGCUGCGGAGCGGCUCUUUCCUGGAGACGCGUUUCUUUUGCGAGGCUCCAAGAAUGAAAUCCGGCAGCCGCCGACAGCUUUCUUCAGGACACGGAGGAAAAAAGGGAGGCGAGAUGUUUGAAAAAUCCAGAAUUUUCAGAAGAGGGUUUACAUUCUCAACAUUGUCUUACUUGGGAUACAACGCUUAUCUAGUAAUCUCUCAGUCUGCUAUGGUUUGUGCUGAUGUCAAAGUUAAUGAAGUCCUAGAUCAAGCAGACUAUCUCUAUGGAAGUGGAGAAACCGAAAAGCUUUAUCAGUUGCUGAGUGAAUACAAGAACAGUGAAAAUGCACAAUUGUUGUGGCGUCUGGCACGAGCAUUACGUGACCUUGCUCAGCUUAGUCAUACUUCAGCGGAGGAAAAGAAGCAGCUGGCUUAUGAAGCCCUUGGUUAUGCAGAGAAGGCACUUGAGAAAGAUGCAACUUGUUUUAGUGUACACAAGUGGUAUGCAAUAUGCCUCAGUGAUGUGGGAGAUUAUGAAGGAAUAAAGAAGAAAAUUGCCAGUGCUUUUGUUAUUAAGGAACACUUCCAGAAAGCAAUUGAUCUGAAUCCAAAGGAUGCUACUUCACUUCAUCUUAUGGGCAUUUGGUGUUACACAUUUGCUGAUAUGCCGUGGUAUCAGAGGAACAUAGCUGCUGUUUUAUUCUCAACACCACCCAGCUCUACCUAUGAAGAAGCAUUACGCUACUUUCAAAAGGCUGAAAAUGUUGAGCCAAAUUUCUAUAGUAAAAACUUGCUGUUCUUGGGAAAGACAUACAUGAAGUUAAAUAAUAAAAAGAUGGCCCUUCUGUGGUUAACAAAAGCUAAAGAUCGGCUACCACAUGCAGAGGAAGAUAAGCAGGUACAAAAAGAAGCCUUGGAACUACUAAACUCUAUAUGACACAAUUACUCAAAAUGUAUGAACUGAUUAACUAAAUAACUAACCAGAAAGCUAAAUGGUUAUAUUGUGGUUCCAGUUGGUAUAUGCUUUACAAAGGGAAGAAUUUUUAGAGAAAAAGAAAUUCCAGAUUUUACCGAUAUUUCCAUCUAUAUCUAUCUAUCUAUAUGUAUAUAUGUUCAGAAUGGAGAGAAAAAAAUUCAAGAAGCAGCUAGUAAGUAUUCUGAAAUAAUAGCUUUUAGUUUUAAUUCCUACUUUUCUUGCUUAAACUGUAAUCUCAAUAAUUGUCUGGCAUACAGAGAAAUCAUUUUAGGUGCUUCACUUUGCUGACUCCAUUGUUUUUGUUUUGGACAAUUUUUUAAGAGGACAGGCUAUGCUUUGCUUUUAUAUGUCAAAGGUUAAAUUGUAAGAUGUCUACCCUCAGCAAGUAAAGAUAUUUUAAGCACUGUGGUGCCCCAUCUUACAUUCUUGAUAGCCUCAACAGAUGAAUGAUUUUUGAGGUUUUUUGGUUUCUGGCAAGGUUUAGUUACAGCUUCCUUGGUGUCUUUGACAUCUUAAUCUUAUAGUUCCAUGGGAGUGUAAUCUGUUUGCUGCUUUUAAAUAAUGAUAGCCUUUGUUUAUGACAGGAUGCUGUUUGAAUGAAUGAAUGAAUGAAUGAAUGAAUGAAUGAAUGAAUGAAUGAAUGCACCAUAUCUAUAAAAAAAGACACCAAAAGAAAAAGCAUAAAUAAAAAAUGGGAGAAAAGAAAAAUACAAAAACAUAAUAAAGUUCAAGUUUGAAACACAGCGUUAAACCUUGACCAUAUGGAUUGAUACCUCUUUUUGUUACAUCAGUAGAGUCAAGUCAUAAGCAGAGAGCUAAUCAGCCCAAGAAUUUAAAUCUAGGAUGGCACAUCUUUCUACCAUAUAAGAGUAAGAUCAUGCUUAUACUUCAGUAUGAAGAAUUCUAAAUCGUGCAAAUAGCUAAUAUCUACCUAAACAGUUAUCUUUAGUUUUUUAUGAAAAAAAAAUACUGUAGAUUUGAAGUCACCUAGAACACAUUUCACUCCUGAUAGUAACUCGGGAAUUUUGGGUGCUGUUAAUGUAUCUGCAUCAGAUGCAGAACAGCUGACCCUACAUGGUAAGAGGCUGAAGGUUUCCUGUCCCCAAAGCUCUCUGGGUUGACACCCCUAGAAAGCAAUUAAAUGACCACCUCCUGGCCAUGUAGUGACUAGGAAAACAGCCCCUCUCUGCCUUCUCCUUUGUGGGAAAGUAAAAGUCUCAUAAUUGUUAAGCAGAAUCUGUCUUUGUUAAAACAAAGAAAAGAAUUGGGAAAAUGCCUUUUACCUUUAAGCAGAUACAUGUGAAAUUCUGCUAAAGAAAUAAAAAUGCAGGACUGCUCAAAUCACAGACAGCAACUUAGAAGACGUUCCAGUAUAAAAAUAUAUACAAAAAGAUAAGGCUCCGCAGUUCUUAUUUAGAAGGAACUCCUCUCACAACAAAGGCAAUUAAACUUAAUACUACUGUUAGCUAACUUUUCCCUAUUCUUCUAGAAAAUACUUUGGUAUUACCUCUUUGCCAAUUUGUUACCCAAGAAAUCCUUCUUCCUGCAAAUUCUAACUUUAACUGUUGGAGGAGCAUCUGAAUUCUUUGUUUCCACUUUCCCUCCCCAUGUUAGCACCCAGAUUCUUGUCUCCCUCCUGACAGAGUACUGUGGGCAAUUGCCAAAGGAAUAAAUGCUUUUCCACCUGGAGAAUGAGGGGUUAGAAAAUUAUGUGAACCUUUUGACACAGUAGAGCUUGAUUCCAAUUUUAGUCAAGUUUUAAAGAGUUGCAAAGCAUAUUUGGAAGAUGUUGGUACAUAGUUUAUUAUUCACAGGAAGCCUUAUUUUUCAGAAUAUUUCAGAGGGUUUCAUGUAGCAAAACCAUUUAAACAUUUGCUCAUUAAAACCAGCAAGGUG